Triticum turgidum subsp. durum (durum wheat) is the source of this 2034-nucleotide messenger RNA. The record is from the annotation of a GenBank genome assembly. Lineage: Eukaryota; Viridiplantae; Streptophyta; Magnoliopsida; Poales; Poaceae.
AUGUCAAAACGAGAAGAAAAGCAUCUCAUCGACGAACUCAUUGAAUUCCUUGAUGAAAAGAGGUGCCUCAUGGUAAUUGAUGACACGUGGGAUGAAAGUGCGUGGGAUUUUAUCAAGCGGGCUUUCUCUAAGAACAGUAUUGGAAGUCGGUUAAUCAUGACAACCCGCAAUGUCGGUGUUGCUGAAGCAUGUUGCUCUUCAAGUCAUGAUAUUAUUUAUCAUAUGAAACCUCUUUGUGAGGAUGUCUCAAGAAGGCUUUUCUACAAAAGAAUAUUUUCUCAUGAGAAAGAAUGCCCUCAUGAAUUGGUGGAAGUAUCUGAAAACAUCUUGAAGAAAUGUGGUGGAAUACCAUUAGCAAUUAUUACCAUAGCAAGUCUUCUAUCCAAUAACCGCCAGAUGAGAACAAAGGACCAGUGGGAUGCGGUGCUCCAUUCCAUUGGCCGUGGACUCAAAGAAAAUCGCAAUGUAAAGGAGAUGAAGAAGAUAUUAUUAUUCAGCUAUUAUGAUCUACCUUCUUAUCUUAAGCCAUGUUUACUGUAUCUAAGCAUCUUUCCAGAAGAUCACCUGAUCAUCAGAGCCAAGUUGAUAUUGAACUGGAUAUCUGAAGGUAUUGUUUAUAGUGAUGAAGAAGAAACUAGCUUAUAUGAGCUUGGUGACAGCUACUUCAAUGAGUUAGUAAACAGAAGUAUGAUCCAGCCGAUAGGUAUUGAUGACGAAGAGAAAGUAAAAGCUUGUCGUGUACAUGACAUGGUGCUUGACCUCAUAUGUUCAUUGGCUAGUGAAGAGAACUUUGUCACUAUAUUGAAUGGCACCAAGAGGAAAAUUUCUGACUCCCAAAGCAAGGUCCGAAGAUUGUCGAUCCAAAAUAGCAGUGUAGAAGUGGAUACCAUCAGUAUGGCUCAAGUAAGAUCAAUUUCCGUUUUCACAAAUGAUAAUGUUGACCAACUGUUCAAAGUUUCAAGCUGUCAAGUUUUGCGUGUGUUGGAUUCAGAACAUUGUCCUACUCUGGAUACUUGGAAUUUUUUGCAUUUGAGGCAGCUACGAUUGAGAGAUUAUGGAGGUAAGAAGCUUCCAAUGGAAAUGGGAAAGCUAUUGUUUUUGCAACUCCUGGAUAUUAGUGGAACAAGUGUAAUAGAAAUACCGUCAAGUGUUUUUGGACUUAAACGUCUGAUGUACUUUGACAUUGGCUGGGUUUUUAGUGUGAAGCUCCCGCCUGGGGUUGGUAACUUAACUUCCCUAGAAGUGCUAAAGGGGUUGGCAGUGGGUAAAAUGCAAUCUUAUGACUGGUGUAAUCACCAUGUUGCGAAAGAGCUGGGCAACUUGACCAAGCUGAGGGUGCUCCAUAUUUUCUUGAUAAUUUUGGAUGAGAGCAUAGCUAAAACUCUGGUGGAAUCCCUAAAUAAUCUCCACAAAUUGCAAGUGCUAGAUAUUGCUGGUCACAAAGGGAGACAUCUCAAUCUCAUGCACGAAGGCUUGGUGCCGUCUCAACAACUCCGUAAAGUGUUAAUUACAGGUUGCUCAGCAUGGACACUGCCGGCAUGGAUUAAUCCUUCAUCGCUUCCUCUCCUGUCGUAUCUGGAAAUAACUGUGAGUGAAGUGCGACCGGAGGACAUCCUGCUUCUUGGGACGUUGCCAGCCCUUCGUUAUCUCGAUCUAAGCGAUGAUGGAUAUUGGUCCCAACAUGAGUCAGUAAAGUGGGACCAGAGGGUAACGGAAAUGGAGAAGUCUGUUGUUACUGCUGAUGCAUUUCCAUGUGUGGAAAAGUGCUACUUCCGUGGUAUCGCCAUUGUGCCGUCUAUAUUUCCACGAGGAGCCGCACCAAGGCUUAAAGAAUUGAAGUUCAGCUUCCCAGCUAGGUGGAUCGGCCGUGGUGACAAUGAUUUAAGCAUGGGGCACCUCCCCUCCCUCGAGAAAGUCCAGGUUACCGUUUGGUUUAGGGAAGCCAGCGAUAAGGUGGUGGAGGAAGCAGAUGCGGCUCUGAGGGCCGCAGCGGAAGACCAUCCCAAUCGUCUCGUCAUUGAAAUCUACAAAUAG